ACGCGUGAUAAUAAUAAUAAUAAUACACGAUGUUUCGAUACGACACGAUAGUAUCGUCGCGAAGCGAGGAAGUUUUGCAAAUAUAUCGCGCAAUGCAAGAAUUUACAUUCGGAUUUUCCGAGAGACGCGAAAUCGCUUGCGUUCUCUUCUCGCAUCUGCCUGUGACAAAAAUGUCUACUUCCUACGAGCAAAGAGAUCAAACGGAAGUGCGAUCUUCGGAGAGUUUUUGCGAACUGUUCACUCGCUCCGCUUCGCGCGCGAAAAUCCGGAAAGUGCGACCGAGGAAUGUGAAAUCUUCUUUUUCGCGAAUCUGGUCACGAACGAGAGCCCCACAUCCAUCCCAUCGACCUCGCGGUCGCCACCACCGCGACGAGAGACAUCGUAUUGUUUCCUUCGUUAAACCGAAGUGAUCAUUCCGAGUGCCAUUUGCCUUUUGCGUGCCACUCGGUGCGCUCGGUGCGUCCGAUCGAACAGCAAGAAUUUCGGAACGAGAUAUCGUUAUCGAAGUCGCGGGUCGGAGGAAGCGAUCCGAGAAGUUAUCCGCGCGAUAUUCCGGAGCGGUGCGCGUAAGUUUAUAAGAGUCGAGAGAGAAAGAGAGAGAGAGACAAUAAUUUCUUAUAAAUUCCUCGAUAUUUUUAAAAUUCGCAAAAAUUUCAAAACGAUACUUUUACUAGUCAACUACGUCUUAGUUUUAAGUUAAUUAGUAAUUAAAUGAAACGCGAAUAUAAAGUGAGUUUUAUAAUUGACAAUUUAUCUCGCGAUCUCGGAGAGCGAUGAUUUUUUUUUUAUGUCGUCCGAACAAAUUCCGAAUUCUCGCAAGGUGCGUCGACUUUAGAGCUAGGUGACAAUUUUACCGGUCGAAUCGCGUCACCUGAUUACGCGCAACGUAAAUUAAACGAGAUCUCGCUCCUUCAAUACGGUAUUCCGAUCUCAUCACGUUGGUCACGAUUGACGGGAGUGCGUGACAUCCGGUGCCGCGUCUGGGAAGAACACGAAGAAUUCGUCAGGAUGGUGGCCGAGCUAGCGGACAUUUUCACGGCGACGGUCGACGACAAGGCAUCGCCGGGCGACACCUCGGGACGUCGCAAACGCGCCAAAUGGAUCCGAACGGCGACGCGUGAGCCGAUCUACAGUGUCCUGGAUAGCGACGAGAGUCUGCCCCCGAAUAUUCGCGGCAAGAUCGUGGUGAUCAGCGCGGUGAAGAACAACGAGUCAAAACGGAAGUCCCCGCCGGAGAGCAGAGCGUCGUCGAUUCUCGAGGUCGAGGACACCCUCUACAGCGUGGUGAGGAAACCGAAGAAAGUGCGACUGCCGGAAACGUCGUCCUCCGAGGAGGCAAUUCGACGAUCUGCCGUCGAUCGGACGCAAACCGGGAACACCGCUGAGAAAUCGCAACAGCUGGACGAUCCCGAGAACACGCCCGGACGAGUCGAGGUGAGAAAGUGGCUGAGCGACACGCCUAGACGGGCUCUUCCGGAACUACCGGGGAUGUAUACCGAUCGGAGCGAGUACGAGAACUCCUGGCACGAUCACCGGGACAGCUCGGUGGCGAUGCCCAGGGGUGUGGUGGGUCUCGUCGGACCCUACCGGGUGUACGGGAACCCCAACGAGAGAAGAGAGUACAUGCUCCAGGAGGAAGAACUUGUCGAGGAAAUAGUGGAUUCCGCGAGCGAGAGGGUGCAGGAAGGAGGCAGCAGCAAAGAGGAGCAUCGUCAGCGUGCCAAGUGGAAGAUCCGGGAGGACGACGAGGAGACCCUGGUGCCGGAUAUUCGGGAUCUGCCGUGUCUGGAAAUGAAGUCGGUGACGGGCGACGGGAAGAAGAACGACGAGUGGAAGGAGGAACAAAGAUCGACGACGGAGAAAUCAGGAUGCGUCGAGAGGAUCGUGUCCGGUAAAGAGGAGCGCGCGGUGGACGUUCCCGACACGAUGUCCGACGCGGUUUCGACAACGCUCAAGGACAAAUGGGCGAGCAAUGAGCAGCACGACAAGGACAGCUUGAACGAGACCGGAAGUACAACGGGUGGCACCGUGGAGGGCGCGCCAGGCGGCAGUGGCCCCAGCCGGGGUGACAGGACCAAGGACAAGGACGACCAGUCGCCCGCGCAGGCAUCCACCUCGGCGCAGCCGGCGAGAUCACUGGUCUCCAGGAUUCUGGCGAGAACCAGAUCGCCCGACCUGCUGGAUCACUCGGAACCCUAUUCGCAAUUAUGGGUGGUCCUGUCGAACGUGUACGGCGAGCUGAUCGUCGUGCUGACAUUGGCGGUGUGCUUGGCCGAGGUCAUGGACACGCCCGUUCCUCUGCUCAGUUUGCAAGGCGUCUUUCUCAUGUAUCUCUACGUAGGCAGCAUCGCCGUUAUUAUCGGCAUCUACAUAUGGGUGCUGAUUGACAGUUGCGGCAGUUUGAGCCGGGGUGGCGGACUCGGCGACGCGGAACUCGGCGGCGCGUCGCUUACCAGAUUCGGGUCGUUAAAACGGGCGCACAUCUCCAGGUCCAGGACCGCGCCGACCAGUUUCUACAUCCGCGUUGGCGCUCUUUUGUUCGGUCUGGCGACGCUGGUUUUCAACGGUCUGGAGAUGGCCAUGCACUCGAUGAUGCAGGGCGCCGAGUGCCUGACCGACGUCGUCUUCGUCCACCCGGUGCUGCACGGCCUGUUCACAUUCUUGCAGAUGCACUUUCUCUUCGUAAACUCGCAGGUUCUCGUCGAGCGCUUCGGUCUGGCGGCCAGAUUCGGCUUCACGCAUCUCGCAGCUACUAAUGUCGCGGUCUGGGCGCGUCUGGUGAUUUGGGAUUCCGCGCAAGAGUGGACGUACUUCGUGCAUCUGGCGCAGCACGAACAAGAAACGUCGGUGUCUCCGUUGAAUCUACGAGGAUUUCCCGGAUCUCUGACAAGACAGUCGCGAGAUCUGACAGAAGAGACAGCAACGAAGACGUUCAAGCCCUAUCAGCCCGUUUCGAACGAGCAAAUCUCGCAAGUCAUCGCGCUGCAGGAAUGUCUUAACACCAACACGUUGGGACAACUGUGGACGUCGAGCAUGCCCUUCCUAUAUCCUUUUAUCGUGCAAUUUAGUCUGAUCGCAGCGGCGGUGACCUUCGUAAUGGGUCAGAACGUCGGGCGGAGUCGGCUGGUCAAGCAAAAAUUCCACGGCAGCAAGGAUCUCAGCAGUCACACCCGGGUGGGCUGCGACGGUUCCAGCAAGGGUCUUUUCUUGGGUAUUCUCUGCAUGGUCGCCGGCAUCGUGGUGAUUCUCAUCUUCCUCGUGGUGCGGGAGGACGAGAACUUCCCGUCCGCCACGCUGUCCUGGCUCACGUGCGGCACCCUCAUCGGCAUCCUGACGCUGAGCAGUCUAAUGACCGCGAGCGGCCUGGUGCAGGUGCGCCAGAUCUCCGUGGUGACGAGAGCGCCGGCCGCUCUGGACAAUCUCCUGUCGAACGUGUCGCUCUUCGGGGUGCAGCUCUACUCGGUCUUCACCAUCGUGGUGUGCGCGUGCUCGCUGGCGAUGUCGGAUCAGAACGAGACAGAAGACACCCGGGCGCGACACAUCAUGCUGCUGUCGACGUCGAUUCUACAACUGGUGCAGUGCUUCGCGCAGAGCACGCUGAUCGCCGAGACGUCCCGCCGCUCGUGUAUCACGCGCUUCCAGAUGCUGGCGAAACCCGGCCGCCAGGUGAUCACCUUCCUGCUGUUCAGCAACGCCGUGCUCUGGGCCUUCGACACCGUCAUCACGCAGAACUGGCUGUCGCAGGAGCUGCAGCUGCGUUUCUUCGGCGUUCUCGCCUGGGGCGUGCUGUCGAGGAUCGGACUGCCGUUGCUGAUCUUCUACAGGUUCCACAGUUGCGUGCUGCUGCUGGAGGCGUGGAACAAGUGCUACCGAACGUCGCGCGGGGAGCAUCCUCUCAACUGACAACGCGGAAUCUCGCGCAGACUUUCGUGCAGACCACGUCCCGACGCGCAAGAUCUUCGCUGUCCCAGGAGACUGAUGCUGGAAACCGCAGACAACGGAUACGCUUACAAGCGGCUGCUGUAUCCGAAUUCGCUGUCGCUGGACGCGAUGCAUCUUCUCCCGUACGUGGACAGCGCGAGCUGGUUGUACCUGGACCCGAAUCCCAUUUUACCCGUCCGUCUAUCGAGUCUGGAGUGCAACGCGUCGUUGGCGACCGAGCAACGCCACCACCGUCAUCACCAUUGCCAACGUCACCACCACCACCACCAUCAUCACCACCGUCAUCGCGACAGACGACACCGUCGAGUGUUGAGCGAUCCCGGUGGUUGGAACGCCGACAUGCGAACGGACACGACGCGACAUAGACGCGUGCUGAGCGGCAGCGCCGACCUCAUGCGAGCGUCGAUCGACGAGGCCAACGAAGACAAUUUGUCGCCCGAGGAGGACACGAGAGCGUCGACCUUCAGGAAAGUGCCAUGGCACCCCAAUUUGCAUAUGCUCAGAAGAACGUAGUGAUUAUGUGACGAAGAGCGAAAGUCUCGAAAAAAAAAAAAAAAAAAAAAAAAAAAAAAAAAUU
This is a messenger RNA of Pseudomyrmex gracilis, 4519 nucleotides long. RefSeq lists its product as uncharacterized. NCBI's taxonomy places the organism in Eukaryota, Metazoa, Arthropoda, Insecta, Hymenoptera, Formicidae. Gene Ontology annotation, cellular component: membrane. Gene Ontology annotation, molecular function: proton channel activity. The transcript is spliced from 9 exons. The record is from RefSeq and is a predicted model, not a curated record. The coding region runs from base 1009 to 3903 and encodes 964 amino acids. Gene Ontology annotation, biological process: proton transmembrane transport.